This is a messenger RNA of Anopheles moucheti, 1908 nucleotides long. It is a transcript of the gene Pli, whose product is annotated as protein pellino. The record is from RefSeq and is a predicted model, not a curated record. Bases 113 to 1384 code for a protein of 423 amino acids. The transcript is spliced from 8 exons. Gene Ontology annotation, molecular function: ubiquitin protein ligase activity; protein binding. Gene Ontology annotation, biological process: regulation of Toll signaling pathway; protein polyubiquitination. NCBI's taxonomy places the organism in Eukaryota, Metazoa, Arthropoda, Insecta, Diptera, Culicidae.
CAUCCCCGGUGAGUGCGGAACGAACUGCAUCCCGUACACAAUAGGCUCGGUCGAGGAAGAAAGCAUCAUCGUCGGCAUUACGGAGACCAACGGAACAAACGUCGUCGAAAGCAUGGUGAAACGAACUGACGGCACAGAGUCUCCGAUAAUUACGGAGAGCGAUGCAGAUACCGAUAAACCGCGGAUGAGAUAUGGAGAACUCGUGAUACUAGGAUAUAAUGGAUUUCUACCACAGGGCGACCGUGGCCGACGUCGGUCAAAGUUCGUCCUGUACAAACGCGUCGAAUCGAAUGGCGUCAAGCGUUCCAAACACUACAUCGUACAGUCGCCUCAGUCCUCGCAGGCCAUCUUGGACGCCAAACAGCACUCCAUAUCGUACACGCUCUCCCGCAAUCAGGCCGUCAUCGUAGAGUACAAAGAGGACCCGGACACGGAUAUGUUUCAGGUUGGACGAUCGUCCGAAUCGCCGAUCGAUUUUGUUGUGAUGGACACACUCCCAGGAGACAAGAAAGAUGCUAAAAUUGUGCAGAGCACGAUUUCCAGAUUUGCCUGUAGAAUUUUGGUGGACCGAGCGGAUGGUAACAAGGCGCGGAUAUAUGCAGCAGGGUUCGAUUCUAGCAGAAACAUAUUUCUGGGGGAGAAAGCCACUAAAUGGCAGGACAAUGUAGAAAUCGAUGGCCUCACUACAAACGGCGUACUGAUAAUGCAUCCAAAGGGCGACUUUUGUGGCGGAAAUGCGGACUGCGGCCAGUGGCGGGAAACGUCCGUUGGCGGCGAUGUUUUCAGCUUGCGGGAAUGCCGAUCGGCACAGCAGAAGGGACAGCAGAUCUACGACGAGACGAAUGUGCUGCAGGAUGGCACCCUGAUCGAUCUCUGCGGCGCGACGCUGCUGUGGCGUUCGGCCGAAGGUUUGCGGCAUUCACCGACUAAGAAGGACCUGGAAAAGUUAGUAGACGAAAUCAAUGCUGGCCGGCCGCAAUGCCCGGUGGGCCUAAACACGUUAGUUAUUCCUAGAAAAGUGUCAUUGGGUGAUCACGUCAAUCAGCCUUACGUAUAUCUUAACUGUGGCCAUGUUCAGGGUCAGCAUGGUUGGGGCCAGGAUAAAAAUACAAAUGCACGUCGAUGUCCGAUGUGUCUGGAGGUGGGACCGGUGGUGACGCUGUGCAUGGGUGUUGAGCCCGCGUUUUACGUUGAUUCUGGUCCACCAACGUACGCAUUCAACCCAUGCGGCCAUAUGGCGACGGAGAAAACGGUCAAAUACUGGGCAAAUGUCGAUAUACCUCAUGGUACCAACGGUUUUCAGUCGGUUUGCCCGUUUUGUGCGACCCCGCUUGUAGGAUCUCCCGGUUACAUAAAGCUGAUUUUCCAGGAUAAUUUAGAUUAAUUUCGCCAUCGUCUCACAUUCUCUCCACAUCUGCACAUCUAAUGGUCAUCAUCGUCGUCCUCAUAUCGUCAUUCAUUCAACGGUUUGGCGUAACGUGCUGGAACAUUUAGCUGCUCGGCCUGCGACUGUUUUUCCGGAGCUUCUGGCAAAAUCCGAGCCAGUCGAGACGCUUGAAUAUCGUGAUUGAAACGCUUAGAAUUCAUUCAAAACAAAAGGCGCGCCACCUAGCGGCCGGAGGGAGAAAGUGUUCGUAUUGAGCUAAUAGUAAGCGCGCCAUCUGGUGGUGUAUAGAUCGGUUUUAUUUCUGAACAUUUCUAAGCAUACUGAAUCGAAUUUUAUUUCUAGUGGCAUUUUUGUGUUGUCUCUAUUUAGUAUGAACUGUUUUUCACCCAGCUAUUGCAUAAAAUAAUCUUUGUUUUGUAUUCUAGUUUAUUGAUGUGUUAAUGUAUUUUAUCUUUGAAUGAAGUAACGAAUGAAACGCACGCGUCGGCAUCGGAUUGGCUGACGACGGGCUUAAACAAUCA